Molecule: messenger RNA, 549 nt
Organism: Capsaspora owczarzaki ATCC 30864
Lineage: Eukaryota; Filasterea; Ministeriida; Capsasporidae
Exons: 1
Coding region: 1-549 (182 amino acids)
Source: RefSeq, a predicted model, not a curated record
AUGUGGACAGAUCCCCCCGAGGCAAUCGAAGCUGAGCUCGCAUGGCACCCCAGGCCUAGAAUUCUCGCGUACCGUUGGCUCAUGAGAGCCUGCCAGCCCUUGCAGUUCACACCCCUGCGGGUCUCACCCACAAUCCCAGCCGCUACUCAACCGCCCGACAACGUGUCUGCAGAGUCGACCCAACCGCCCACCGAACUGUCCGCCGAGCCGAUGGCUUUGAUCCCCGCCACUGCCCAACCGCCCGUCAACUCGUCUGUAGAGUCGACGGCUUCAAUCUCAGCAGCUGCCCAACCGGCCGCCAACCUGUCCCCGAAGGCCUUGCAAACUGUGCAGGAGUUCCUUCAGCUCUAUGACAGGAGCAUCCCGAUCAAGCUCAAUUCGCCUGGGAUAGAUGCGUCCGAGCAUCUGCCAGCGAGACAAGUCUUGAAGCCCUUCGACGACAAGGGCUCUGAGUGGAUGUCCGCUGAAGCGCUUGACUUUUGCUUCGGGCGCCUGCAACAAGCAAACAUUACCUCGCAAAACGGGGUCAAAGUCACCUUUUGGGUAUGA